GACAGCGGCUGCUGGAUGCUGUACGAGCGCCCCCACUACCAGGGCCACCAGUACUUGGUGCGGCGCGGCGACUACCCCGACUCCCAGCACUGGAUGGGCCUCGGAGACGCGGUGGGCUCCUGCCGGGCAAUUCCUUACACCAGCUCUCACAGGAUAAGGCUGUACGAGAGAGAUGACUACAGAGGUCUCGUGUCUGAGCUCACGGAGGACUGCCCCUGCAUCCAUGAUCGCUUCCGGCUCAGUGAGCUCCGCUCCCUCCAAGUGCUGGAGGGCUGCUGGGUCCUCUAUGAGAUGCCCAGCUACCGGGGGCGGCAGUACCUACUGAGGCCAGGGGACUACAGGUGGUACCACGACUGGGGGGCCGUGGACGCCAGAGUCGGCUCUCUGAGACGGGUCAUUGAUUUGUGCUAG
Equus quagga is the source of this 411-nucleotide messenger RNA. Its product is annotated as gamma-crystallin A-like. Gene Ontology annotation, biological process: visual perception; lens development in camera-type eye. The record is from RefSeq and is a predicted model, not a curated record. Lineage: Eukaryota; Metazoa; Chordata; Mammalia; Perissodactyla; Equidae. Gene Ontology annotation, molecular function: structural constituent of eye lens. The transcript has 2 exons. The annotation marks the transcript as partial.